Pimephales promelas (fathead minnow) is the source of this 1989-nucleotide messenger RNA. It is a transcript of the gene tmem25, whose product is annotated as transmembrane protein 25. The record is from RefSeq and is a predicted model, not a curated record. NCBI's taxonomy places the organism in Eukaryota, Metazoa, Chordata, Actinopteri, Cypriniformes, Leuciscidae. Gene Ontology annotation, biological process: negative regulation of excitatory postsynaptic potential.
CCCCCAUCCUGCUGCAUCCGUGUGUGUGACGCUCCUGCAUGUGUGUGUGUGUGUGUGUGUGUGUUCAUGAAUGGAUCCACAGCCGGUCGGAAUCAGCAGCGUCUCUGUGCCCAGAGGUGACUAUGAGGACGCUUAUCUCUUCUUUAUUGUUUCACACCAUGAUCUGGGCCAGCACAGAAAUAGACCCCGCCCCCAAAAUUGACGGACAGCAGACCUCGUCAGUCACGGUACAGGAGAACUUCACUCACCAGUUCAACUGCCAAUCAGAGGGCUGGAAUCCUCAAGCCCCGCCCCUGCUGACCUGGUACCUGAACGGGGAGAGGCAGAGCGAGGUGACGGGCAGCCGGGGGGCGGGGCGUCUGGUUAUGACAUCACCGGGGGAUUCCGGAGUGCCUAGAUACGGGUCCGAGCGCAACAGCACGUUCACGCUCAAACCCAGACGCUGGGACCGAGAGCUGGUGUGUGCGGCGCGAAACCCUGCCGGAGGAGAGAGUUACAACGCCACCGUCACGCUCAACGUCCAGUUCCAGCCGGAGAUCUUGCGUGUGGACGCCCACUACAGCGAGACCGCGGACCCCGGCCUCUCCCUCAUCCUCUUCGCUUUGGUUCGGUCCAACCCCCCCGCCACCAUCACCUGGGUGGAUCGGUCCGGUCAGCUGCUGGCCAACAGCUCCGACUUCCUCAUCCUGGACUCCCGGAGCCAUCCGUGGCUGGCCAAUCACAGCCUGCAGGUCACUCUGAGCAGCCUAUCAGGAAACAUCUCGGUCAACGCCAACAACAGCCUUGGCUCCGCCCACAGCAACCUCACGCUCACAGAUUUCCUGCAGUCGCGAGUGGAGGUGCCGAUGUUCGGGAUAGUGACGGGUGGUGUCGCCGGCGUCGUCACCCUCCUCAUCUUCACCUUGAUGGUCUUCUUCCUCCUGCAGAAGGACAAAACCAAAGCCAUCGAAGAGCCCGUCGGAGCGCAUCUGUCCUCCAAACGGAACGAGAUGGUGAAGAUUCAGGUGAACGGUUUUUAUCUCCCCAGAGAGAACAUGUCUUUACCGUCUCACGUGCAGCUGAACGACGACCGCACGCUCUGUAAGGGGCAGAAGAUCUCCAGACCAAACACACUGGAGAGAAGACGCGCUGACGAGGAAGAGGAGGAUCUGUCUGCGGCCUACGCUGCCCGAGGUUUCGCUCGCUAUCCGAUGGUGGGAUACAUCUAUAAAGUGAGCAGCACCAGCAGUGACGAGAUCUGGCUAUGAACAUCUGGACACUCUGACCUCUGACCUCACGAGGCCUGAUCCAGCUCAACCCUGACAGCAGGCAGAAGAUCGGUUUCAGCGUUCUUAUCACUCGACAAACAUCAACACAGAUUUACUGACAAAUUUUGACUGCAGCUCAAGAGUUUGAGUGACAGACUGCUUUGUCCUGGUGAAGAACUACACUACCCAUAAUGCACUGAGCAGAGAAAACGCUGCUACUAUGGAAACGGGGACUUUCCCCCACAGACUUGCUAGGUAUCAGCAAACUAACAUUAGUUAAUUGUAUUGUGCUGGUGACGAUUCUCUCAUACAAUCAGAAAACGCUUGAAUUCAGCGACAGAGAUUCAUGGAUCCGUAGUUCAUUUAGAAGUACCUGUACAUGAAUGGACUGUAAAUAUGUGCUCUCAUCAGUAUUUACCCAGAGUUCAUUGCUGCUAUACGGAAUGAUGCUACAUCAUAUUUAUGUAAAGGAAUGUUCAGUUAAAUAUGCAGAUUUUGUGAAAUACAUGUAUUUAGAUGAAUAGAAAUAUAAAGAUUAUUGAAAUCAUAUUUGUAAAGCUCAUUCUGAGUCUGAUCCAGCAGGAGGCGCCACUGGUUUAACUUUACCUGAGCUUAGUUAGCUAGUGCUAGUUUAUUCUUACUCCAGUGUGAUUGUCCUUCUCUUGCUUGUGAAAGUUGCUGUAUUAUUAUUAUUGUGAGAAAUAGGCCUACCUCAAUAAAGUCUAUAGAGAAUAACACAUCA